Messenger RNA from Triticum dicoccoides, 3221 nucleotides. RefSeq names its product serine/threonine-protein kinase PCRK1-like. Gene Ontology annotation, biological process: protein phosphorylation. Bases 456 to 1766 code for a protein of 436 amino acids. The transcript is spliced from 6 exons. Lineage: Eukaryota; Viridiplantae; Streptophyta; Magnoliopsida; Poales; Poaceae. Gene Ontology annotation, molecular function: ATP binding; protein kinase activity. The record is from RefSeq and is a predicted model, not a curated record.
CUACUCCUACUCCUGACUGACAGAAUUCUUCGUCUUCUUCCUCCUCCCCUCCCCUUCCCUUCCCACUUGCGCGGCAGGGCAGGGCCAGGUGUAGGGGCAUCCAUCCCCCCUUGCCCCUCCACCUCCACCUCCACCUCCUCCUCCUCGUCCCUCACCUCACUAGGUGAGCGACACCAGCCGUCCUGUCCAGGGCCUCCAUCCCUCCCAACCCAGCUUUGACCGGGCUGCUCCCUUCCAUUCCCUUCCCUUUCCCUCCGCCGUCAGUCCGGUCCACCGUCCCCUCCCCCCCGCCUUCCGCGUGUGCGCGCCCGUGCGCCUAUCAUCACCCUCCUCGCCCCCCUUUCCCCGUCGCUUCCCUUCCUGCCCGGAUCGGACCCACGGCCCCGAGGAAUCGUGCUGCUGCUCGGGUUUCGCCUCGUCGCGGGCAACCGCACCGCUCCCAAGCAGCAGCGGCGAUGAGGUGCCUGCCGUUCCUGCACGGGGACGGCAAGUCAAGGGACGACGACCAGCGCACGGGCCCCAGCGCCGCCAUGUCGGCCUCCGUGCGCUCCUUCAGCACCGAGUCCACGGAGCGCGGCGGCGACCCGCGCUCCGGCUCCGACCUCAACUCCAUCAACGUCUCCGACAUGAGCGCCGAGUCCAUCCGCCGGACGCAGUACCCCAGCUUCACCGACCGCCCCGCCAACCUCCGGGUCUUCACCUUCCCCGAGCUCAAGGCCGCCACCCGCAACUUCAGCCGCUCCCUCAUGGUCGGCGAGGGCGGCUUCGGCUGCGUCUACCGGGGGGUCAUCAAGGGCUCCGACGACCCCAGCGAGCGCGUCGAGAUCGCCGUCAAGCAGCUCAAUCGCAAGGGAGUUCAGGGGCAGAAGGAAUGGCUAACAGAAAUGAACGUGCUUGGGAUUGUUGAGCACCCAAACCUUGUCAAACUAAUAGGUUACUGCGCGGACGACGAUGAGCGGGGAAUGCAGCGGCUUCUGGUAUACGAAUACAUGCCCAACGGAAGCGUGGAUGACCACUUGGCAAGUAGGUCAACUUCAACUCUGUCAUGGCCAAUGAGAUUGAAAGUGGCUCUCGAUGCUGCCCGUGGGCUGAAGUAUCUGCAUGAGGAGAUGGACUUUCAGGUUAUUUUCCGAGACCUGAAAACAUCCAACAUUCUAUUAGAUGAGAACUGGAAUGCAAAGUUAUCGGACUUUGGAUUGGCUAGGCAUGGACCACAAGAAGGGCUAUCCCAUGUCUCCACAGCGGUUGUUGGAACUCUAGGAUACGCCGCGCCGGAGUACAUGCAAACCGGGCGCCUCACCGCAAAAAGUGACAUAUGGGGCUACGGCGUGCUCCUCUACGAGCUUAUCACCGGCCGCCGUCCCAUCGACCGGAACCGCCCAAAGGGCGAGCAGAAGCUCCUAGACUGGGUGAAACCGUACAUCUCUGACAUCAAGCGGUUCCCCAUCAUCGUCGACCCGCGGCUCGAGGGACACUACAACCUCAAGUCCAUGACGAGGCUGGCCGGCGUGGCGAACCGCUGCCUCCUCCGGCUAUCCAAGUCGCGCCCGAAGAUGAGCGAGGUGUAUGAAAUGGUGCAGAAGAUCGUCGACAGUGUCGAGAUCGGCCCGCCGGAGCCUCCACUGCAUUACCAUGGCUCGGUGUCCGGACCGGGAGCGAAGCGGACCAAGAAAGGGUCAUUGAAGAGGAGGCUUCAGGAAUUCAAGUUCGGUUGCCGCCAGAUCGUGUGGCGGGGUUGGAAACCUGAGAUCAUUAAGACCUGCUGAAAUGGAUGCCACCCCUCCUGCCUGUGACUGGUUGUAUGCAGGGAAUGAUUCGGAUUCAAGCAAAGAUGUGACCUGAACCUACUGGAUUUCUGCCCACCAAUAGGAGGAUGCGCCUUAUCUCGAGUUGGGCUGCUGAAUGAUCUGAAUAUCUGAUGCUGGGUGGUACAGGUACAUUCCUGCCGGCCAUCCUUUUUGCUCAGAUAAGACCCAGACCCAGAUGCUCACAUCAGAAAGAGACCUCUUUGUACAACUGGGAGAAUUUCUUGGUGCUAGCACAUACAUAGGGGAGGCUACAGGUCAGCUCGACUUUUCCAUCGGACUGUCUACAUGAUUGAUCAUUUGUUACCAGAGAACAGAUGAUGAUAAAAAUCUCCACCGCAAAUAAUCCAGCAAAGAUCAUGCCGGUACCGAAAUUUCGCCAGAGGAAAAUGAGUUACUGGUGCCGGUCUCAUUCUGCUGUUCCCUUGUUGCUGUAGAUUGUACUGCACUGUUGGCUGGAACCAAAGAAAUUCUGUUACUUUCUGCACAGUGAACACUUUCCAUUCCAUCAUCAGAACAUCUCCAUCCUCCCCCAAUUUUUCUCCGGCGACAUGGUGCAUAUGGGUGGAGCAGAAUUGGAGGCAGAUCUUCCUGUGGUGGGCAGCAACCGUGGGGCUCCUUUCGGCUUCGACGAAUCGGACCGGUCGGUCGUCCGAUUCGCCUGUCGACGAAGAAUCGACUUGGCCCCCAGGAACCCUGCCUUUCUCCCCCCUCGUUGUGGACGCAGAGAAGAGGAGGUGAGGUGAGGUCCAUCUCAUCUCACUCUCAUCUUCUGACAUCUCAUAUGCCUGCCCUGUCAAGGCCAUCACCAUUCCUGGUGCCCAUCAUCUUCAGAGAUUAGCACAUGGAUUGUGUGACGGUGGUUCAUCAUCUUCAGAAAACCAGGUGCAGAGUAUGUGUGACAUGUGGAGCAGAUGGUGAUCUGCCCGACCUGCCACAUGGUUUGCCAUUUGCAGCCACUGCUUUGUGCCAGUCGCCACCGAUGGCGAGGGCUAACUGCCGAGAAAUCCGGCAGCAUUCAUGCAGUUCCUUUCCUCACUAGUUUAUGGCUUUUCUCCCUUCGCAGAAAGUUUCAGAGUUAAAAACCGUCCAGAGGUCACCAAAUUUGUUAGGUUCUGAAGAAAGUGAGAAAUUUCGGUUCUCGGUCCAAUCGCCGCCGCGCCGUCCUCCAACGCCGGCCGUUUCUCCUCCUCGUCGUCGUCGCCGUCAUCGACUUUGGAUGUUUCUUCAUGUAAUUAGUGCUAUAUAUAAUUUUUCUUUUCCUCCUUUUUUUUAUUCUGAACCGAAAACAUGUCACAUUGACAUGAACAAUGAGGCCCCUCUCACCGAGCAUUUAGGAACGGGACGGGUGAUGACUGAUGCCGGCCGUGUCGGAUCCAAGUCACCCUGACUAAGAUCGGUCGCUGUGUGACCCUA